CAUCGUCGUCAUCCAUUCUAUCAUCAUCCAUCAUCAUUAUUAUGUUGAUCAUGUUAAACGGGCCAAUGUCUUGAACAACUGCUCCCGAGCUAUUCUACUACAACAAACUCCCUCCAAAUCUCUCCAUUCCGCCUCUCCAACUAUUACCAUCAACCGCUCAACCAUCAAAACUACCAACAUGGACGCCGUUAAGAAGAACGUCAGCAAGUUUCUGUCCUCCUCGGGCAAGCACGACACAAGCGUGCACGAAGAAGUCGCCCCGGCCGUCACGCAAGAGAACGUCACCCGCACCCAGCACGACGAGACCCACAAAGCCGUUGACCGUGAGGUGCACCAAGACCACUACCACACCUCGGUGCAGCCCAUCCAGCACCAGGAGACGCUCGCCGAGCAGCACCACCACGUCACGGGCGAGGCUGAGAAGCGCCAUUUCGAGCAUGACAAUGACGCUGGCGUGAAGAGCCGUCUGGCCGAGGAGCGUGCCAAGUUCUCUGACACGCAGCGUCAGACGGAGGGCAAGCACACGAAGAGCGAUGCUCCUGUCGUCACGGGCGAGCACAAGCAUCACCACGUCUACGAGACUAUUCAGCCCGUCGUUCAAAAAGAAACCGUCGAGCCCCACGUCGUCCACACCACCGUCCCCGUGCACGAGGUCCACCACCAAGCCUCGCAGCACCACUCCGGCACCGCACUCCCCUCCAUGACCAUGGCGGAAUUCCAGAAGUCCGGCGGCUCGCUGACCGGCCGCGAGGCCCGUCACGAUCACUUCGCCGGCGAGCCGCGCCAGACAGACGACUUUGCCGGCGGCAAGGGCCGAAUGGAUCAGGCACGCCAACCGCAGGCUCAGGACACUGCCACUGGCGGCUCGGCCAAUCAGAUGGACAGGCCGCGCCAGCCGCAGGAUGGACAUGGGUAUGGCAACUCCAACCUCAUGGACAAGUCUCGUCAAUCGCAGGAGACAACUGGGAACAGCAAGCCCGGGAUGAUGGACAAGGUUAACCCCAGCAAGGAUGCGGAUGGGGAUGGCAAGGCGGGCUUCAUGUCCUAGGUGGUAGCCUUGGGCAGCUUUCGCAUCGAUUACUUCACGUGGUAUAUGUAGCUUAGAUAUCUCAAAAGUAGUGGCUUACCAUUGUUGCGUCGUCGUUGUAUGAUCAUGAC
This is a messenger RNA of Neohortaea acidophila, 1158 nucleotides long. RefSeq lists its product as uncharacterized. The record is from RefSeq and is a predicted model, not a curated record. NCBI's taxonomy places the organism in Eukaryota, Fungi, Ascomycota, Dothideomycetes, Mycosphaerellales, Teratosphaeriaceae. The transcript has 3 exons. Bases 179 to 1048 code for a protein of 289 amino acids.